This is a messenger RNA of Dichomitus squalens LYAD-421 SS1, 1605 nucleotides long. RefSeq lists its product as uncharacterized. Gene Ontology annotation, molecular function: GTP cyclohydrolase II activity. NCBI's taxonomy places the organism in Eukaryota, Fungi, Basidiomycota, Agaricomycetes, Polyporales, Polyporaceae. The record is from RefSeq and is a predicted model, not a curated record. Bases 1 to 1605 code for a protein of 534 amino acids. Gene Ontology annotation, biological process: riboflavin biosynthetic process. The transcript has 9 exons.
AUGUCGACUCCAUCGUCCGACGCGAUCCUCACCCAGAUCCUCACCCAGCUUCAGGCGCUCCAGGUGUCCCAGCAGACACUGCAGGCCAAGUUCGAUGCCUUGAGUAGCAAUGGCGUUGUAAGCCCACCUGCGUCCCCGGCUCGCAAUGGCACUCCAGCAUCAAGCGUCCGUCAAGCUGCCGAGUCCGUCCUGUCGUCUGAAGCCGCGACCGCGUCGCCCGCCAACCAACUCAUCUCGCCCUCCUCAUCUCCAACCGUGAGCAGCUCGAUACAGGAUAGGGACAGGGAGAGGGAGAAGCUGCUCUACCCGUCCCGAGUUCUCCUCACCACCUACCCCGACCAGCACGGCAUCAAGCCCUACCCCCUCCAAUGGGGCGCCGCGGACCCGGCCGUCCGCGGGCCCGUCAUCUGCUCACGCCUCCCCACCUCCAUCAAGCAGCGCAAUGCGAUCGGCGCGCACUCGGGCUCGUACUCCAUCUACCGCGCGCUCGCGAUCGCGAUGGGCACGCUCGACCCGUCGCACAAGCCUGACUACAGCAAGACGGAGCCCGCGGUGCCGAUCCCGCCGCAGCCGUCGUGGUCCGACCCGAGCAAGAUCGUCUCUUUCGACCCCUGGGGCCACCUCGUGCCGCAGGUGUACAAGCACGAGCUGGAGGAGCUCGGCCUGGACGUGCGCCCGAGCAUCGCGGUGACGAAGGCGCACAUGAAGCUGAGCGAGAUCGACGAGGCGGCGCGGAAGGGCGACUUGACGAUCGACGGCAAGAUAUUGCUCAAGAGCCACCCGCUCAUCAAUGCGGACGGCACGCAGAGCACCGCGGACCCAGGUGUGGAGAUCAGCAUCAGCAAGGCUGCGGUCGAGCCGGUUUGGUACUUGCCUGGGAUUGCAGAGCGGUUCGGCAUCUCGGAAGGCUUGCUCCGCCGUGCGCUCUUCGAGGACACCGGAGGAAUGUACCCAGAGCUUGUCACCCGGCCCGACAUCAAGGUCUUCCUCCCGCCAAUCGGCAACCUGACCGCAUACAUCUUCGGGAACCCCGCGUACUUGUCGGACGAAUCGAAGGAGCUAACCCUGCGUGUCCACGACGAAUGUAACGGUUCUGACGUGUUCGGCUCCGACAUCUGCACAUGCAAGCCGUACCUGACCUAUGCCAUCGAGGAGUGCAUCCGCGGCGCCCAGCGCGGCGGCGUCGGCCUCGUCGUAUAUUUCCGCAAAGAAGGCCGUGCCCUCGGCGAGGUCACCAAGUACCUCGUGUAUAACCUCCGGAAACGCGGGGGUGACUCGGCAGAUAAGUACUUCAAGGCGACCGAGCUCAUCGCGGGCGUGAAGGACAUGCGGUUCCAGGCGCUCAUGCCGGACGUGCUGCACUGGCUCGGUAUCAAGAAGAUCGACAACAUGGUGUCGAUGAGCGAUAUGAAAUACAACGCUAUCGUGCAAUCCGGCAUCCCGAUCUUGAAGCGCUACGAUAUCCCUGAACACCUGCUCCCGCCCGACUCGCGUGUCGAGAUAGAUGCGAAGAUCGCCGCUGGGUACUUCUCAAGCAACAAGAAGAUCACAGAGGCAGAUUUGGUCAAGACGGUGGGUAGGACUUGGGAGGAGACCGAGCACUAG